Molecule: messenger RNA, 935 nt
Organism: Fusarium vanettenii 77-13-4
Lineage: Eukaryota; Fungi; Ascomycota; Sordariomycetes; Hypocreales; Nectriaceae
Exons: 2
Coding region: 224-859 (211 amino acids)
Biological process (GO): Golgi to endosome transport; protein localization to Golgi apparatus; Golgi to plasma membrane protein transport
Cellular component (GO): Golgi membrane; trans-Golgi network
Source: RefSeq, a predicted model, not a curated record
AUUUUCGAUUUAAUACUCGUCUUUCCUUAAUUUACAGUGUUUCUUUUUCGUUCUCUAGAGUGGGGAGUUUUUUUUUUACUCAGAGAACGUAGGAAAGGCGAGAUCGACAGGGGCUUGUUAAAUCCAAGCUCUAACUAGAAACCAACUUUGAUAUACCAAACGACUUCAUCACACGCGACCACCAACUUCAAACCCACACAAAGGACUCUCGAAGAAAUUAAGAAUGGCGCGACGCCGCAAGCCCCCCCGCGCGGGCGCCCUGGCGGAACUGGCACCACUCAAGAUCGCGACGCAGAUCGCGACACUACAAGUCAUCUACUACUUCUCCGCGCUGGUCCUGCUCGUCUUUACUGCGCUCGUCGCAGGUACUGGGUUCAGCUUCACGCUGUUGUUUGGAUGGGAGGGUGUUAGGGGGGAUACCACGCACGGAUGGCUCAUGGCGUUUGUGCUGUUGCUAGAUGGAGGACUAUGCAUAUCCGUCGCCAUGGUCGCACUCGUCGCUCGAUCCAAACUCGUCCCCGACUUUGCCCUCACCGUCCACUUCCUCCACCUCGUCGUCGCAACACUCUACAGCGGCCGUCUUCCCCGCCACGCCAUGUGGUGGUUCACCAUGCUCGCCUCGGCCGCCCUCUCGGUUGGUCUCGGCAUCUGGGGCUGUCGGUACCGAGAGCUGCAACCCGUCUUCUUUGGCGGUCGUAGAAUCUUAGCAGCCACGGGUCCUGAAUCUGCCCCCGCUGCUGGUGCUCCUGCUACCACCGCUGGAGGAGCCACCGUUACGGAGCAGCCGAGGGAUGAGGAGGAGAUGGCUGUACCGGGGAAUGGAGAGUAUGAGAUGGCGCCUAUGCAACCUGUAAGAUGAGUUUGAGAGUUUAGAAAAGGGGGGGAAAGAGAUGGGAUUGGGUCAAAGAGAGAAUGCUGGGUAUCUUGGGAUAGAA